CCUAUAUCGAUCCUUUCCCUUUUUCCGAGCUUGUUGUGUGUGCAUGCAGAAUGCCUUAUGGAGCCCUUUUCUGCCAGUGCAAGCAGUAGUGAGGCUAAGUGUGAGCCUCAGUCUGGGAGAAUACAAAGGCUCGAUGAAGCUGUUGUCAAUAGAAUUGCAGCUGGAGAGGUAAUACAGAGGCCUGCAAAUGCGAUCAAAGAAAUGCUUGAGAACAGUCUUGAUGCUGGCUCAACCAUGAUUCAAGUGACUGUCAAGUCAGGUGGUCUGAAGUUGAUACAGAUUGCUGACAAUGGGAGUGGAAUCAAAAGAGAAGACAUGGCCAUUGUGUGUGAGAGGUUCACAACCAGCAAACUGAGGAAGUUUGAAGACCUGUCCAGCAUCAGUACUUAUGGGUUCAGAGGAGAGGCACUUGCUAGCAUCAGCCAUGUUGCACAUGUUACCAUUACUUCAAAAACUGCCGAUUCAAAGUGUGCAUUUAAAGCUAUGUACAAAGAUGGUCAGCUAGCUCUACCUAGAUCCGGAGCAACUGCUGACCCUAAGCCGUGUGCUGGCACUCGUGGGACAAUGAUUGUGGCCGAGGACUUGUUCUACAAUGUGACCACUAGGAGAAAAGCACUCAAAAGUCCCUCAGAGGAAUUUGGAAGAGUUGCCGAUGUUGUCACCAAGUAUGCAGUCCAUAACUCUGGAGUUGCAUUCUCACUCAGAAAGCAAGAGGAGACAGCUGCAGAUAUCAAGACCCUUCAGGGCAGUACCAUCAAAGAGAAUAUAUCCUCAUUGUAUGGUUCGUCUGUGGCUAGGGAGCUGCUUGAGGUUGAUAGUGAUGAUGCUGAGUUGGGGUUUAAAAUGCAAGGGCUUGUCACAAAUGCCAACUACUCUGUGAAGAAACUCCAGUUCCUGUUGUUCAUAAAUCAUCGUCUUGUUGACAGUGGUGCUCUCAAGAAGGCCAUUAUGGUCGUGUAUGCUGCUUACCUACCUAAAGGAACUCACCCCUUCAUAUACUUAAGCAUUGAGAUCAGUCCAGCCAAUAUUGACGUCAACGUCCAUCCCACUAAGCAUGAGGUGCACUUCUUGCACGAAGAGAGCAUUGUAGAGGCCAUCCAAAAAGGCAUUGAGCAGAGACUUCUUGGCUGCAACUCAUCCAGGACCUACUUCACCCAGGCGCUACUACCAGGUACCGCACUGUCCCUCUCUGACUCACUGCACAAGAAGGGUACUUCUGGGACCAGUAAAGAAGGAAAACAAGAUACUCCUACAUAUGCAUAUCAGAUGGUGAGAACUGACUCUAGAGAGCAAAAACUGGAGGCUUUCUUUGGGCCAGGAUCAACACAGCAACACAACCAGCCCUCCGACGAGCAGUCUGAACCGAUGGAUGAUAAUGCCUCACCCAACCAAUCAGGGGGUGUAGCGCACACUGCCUCGGUGGAGAAGAGGAGGCACUCCAGUGGUGUGUCAGGCGUCCUUCGCCCAUUUAGAAAGAAGGCUCAUCGCAAGGAGAUUAGGCUGACGAGUGUGCGCAGUCUGCAGCUGGCAGUGAGGGGACAGCAGCACACAGAUUUAACUGAGCUCUUUCAGAAUCACAAGUUCGUAGGUUGUGUCGACCAGACCAGAGCUCUAGUACAACACCAGACAAAGCUGUAUCUGGUUGACCUUACCAAGUUAAGCAAGGAGCUUUUCUAUCAGCUACUCUUAUUCGAUUUUGCCAACUUUGGGAAUUUGACUCUAACACCUCCAGCUCCAAUGUAUGACGUGGCCAUGAUUGCUCUGAACUCCCCGGAUAGUGGCUGGACAGAAGAAGAUGGACCCAAGGAGAAACUUGCUCAGUACAUUGUUGAUUUCUUGAAAUCGAAGGCUGAAAUGCUCAGAGAUUAUUUCUCAUUAGAUGUUCGAAAGGAUGGGUGUGUCCACAGUCUCCCCCUCCUCCUUCCUUCCUACUGCCCUAACCUAGACAAACUGCCAAUGUUCCUAGUGAGGCUGGCUACAGAGGUUAACUGGGACAAUGAGAAGGAGUGUUUCCAGACGUUGGCUGCCGAGACCAGUGAUUUCUACUCAAUUCGGAAUGACCCUUUCCUGUUAGACAGCCAAGAGCAAUCAGGUAACAAACAGCACCCUGCUGAUGGAGAAGUGCCAAGUCAGAGCAAAGGGUCACAAGAGAAAGGGAUUGAGGUAAGAACUAUCAAAAUGAAAAGUCGUGUUUUUCACGUUUUUCUUCUCAAGGUGAGAGCAGAUUGUAUCCCGGAGUUGUACAAGCAUUCUCCUUGGCAAUGGACUGUGGAACAUGUUGUCUUCCCUGCACUGAAGUCUGACUUUAUUCCGCAAAGAAAAAUGGCAGAAGAUGGCAGUAUCUUACAGAUAGCUGACCUACAUGACCUCUAUAAGGUCUUUGAGAGGUGUUGACUGAACGCGUGCACAUUAAUUAUUUAUUUUCAUUGAUUAACGUGCAUGUACAUAAUUAUGCUUAUUUUAAUCACUUGAUUACAAUCGUACAAUCAUUUCAUCUUAUAGCUGCAACAUUCAUCUGUCAUCAAUUACAAUCAA
Halichondria panicea is the source of this 2535-nucleotide messenger RNA. Its product is annotated as DNA mismatch repair protein Mlh1-like. Gene Ontology annotation, biological process: mismatch repair. Gene Ontology annotation, molecular function: ATP hydrolysis activity; mismatched DNA binding; ATP-dependent DNA damage sensor activity. The record is from RefSeq and is a predicted model, not a curated record. Lineage: Eukaryota; Metazoa; Porifera; Demospongiae; Suberitida; Halichondriidae. Gene Ontology annotation, cellular component: MutLalpha complex. The coding region runs from base 58 to 2394 and encodes 778 amino acids. The transcript has 19 exons.